Molecule: messenger RNA, 831 nt
Organism: Phyllostomus hastatus (greater spear-nosed bat)
Lineage: Eukaryota; Metazoa; Chordata; Mammalia; Chiroptera; Phyllostomidae
Product: olfactory receptor 3A1-like
Exons: 1
Coding region: 1-831 (276 amino acids)
Biological process (GO): G protein-coupled receptor signaling pathway
Cellular component (GO): membrane
Molecular function (GO): G protein-coupled receptor activity; olfactory receptor activity
Source: RefSeq, a predicted model, not a curated record
AUGUGGCUGGAAAAUGGGACCCUAGUGUCCCAGUUCCUUCUGGAAGGGUUGACUGACACAGAGGAGUUGAGGCCCUUGCUCUUUGCCAUCUUCCUGCUGGUCUACAUAGUGGCUGUGGUUGGGAACCUGGGCAUCGUCAGCCUCAUUGUAAUGGACUCCCGGCUCCACACUCCCGUGUACUUCUUCUUAGCCAACCUGUCGCUGCUGGACACUGCCUAUGUCUCCAACACGGUGCCUCAGGUGCUGGUGCAUCUGCUGGCACCAGUGCGGACCAUGCCCUAUCGUGCUUGUCUUGCCCAGAUAUUCUUAAGAACCCGGGCAGGACUAGCUUCAAUCUCCUGCCUUCUUGCCUUGGCCAAUGCACUCACCCACACCACCCUUGCAGCUCUACUCAAAUUCUGCGGACCUCGCCUCAUCACUCACUUCUUCUGUGACCUCCCUCCACUGCUCAAACUCUCUUGCUCCAGCACGCAGGCAAGUGAACUCGCCCUGGUCUUCUUUGGUUUUCUGGUGGCUCUUGCCCCCUGCGCCCUGGUUGUCAUCUCCUAUAUGCACAUUGUGGCCGCUGUUCUCAGGGUCCACUGUGCUGAGGGCCGAAGGAAAGCCUUUUCCACCUGUGGCGCUCACGUCACUGUGGUCUGUAUUUUCUACGUCACUUCAGGGCUCUGCUACAUCCUUCCCAGCUCUGCAUACUCGGGCUUGCGAGACCGGCUGCUCUCUGUGCUGUACGUGGUCCUCACUCCCAUGCUCAACCCCAUCAUCUACAGCGUGCAAAACAAGGAGGCGAAGGGGGCUUUAUUUAAGGUCCUUGGGAAAGAAAGUGCCUGCUAG